This is a messenger RNA of Haliaeetus leucocephalus (bald eagle), 6431 nucleotides long. RefSeq names its product DEAH (Asp-Glu-Ala-Asp/His) box polypeptide 57 (gene DHX57). Gene Ontology annotation, molecular function: protein binding; RNA binding; metal ion binding. The record is from RefSeq and is a predicted model, not a curated record. Gene Ontology annotation, cellular component: intracellular anatomical structure. NCBI's taxonomy places the organism in Eukaryota, Metazoa, Chordata, Aves, Accipitriformes, Accipitridae. The coding region runs from base 1 to 4095 and encodes 1364 amino acids. The transcript is spliced from 23 exons.
AUGAGUUCAGCAGGGAGGAAAAGAGGAAAGCCCAACAGAGGAGGAGGAAGAGGGAGAGGAGGUAGUGGAAGAGGAGGAAGAAGAGGAGGAGGCAGCAGUGGCCAUUCAAACAAGUCUCAGCUUGGUGGAAAUAGGAAAUGUUCAACCAAAAUUUGGGAUGAUGGAGAUGAUUUUUGUCUCUUCGAGGAACCAAGGCUGGAAUCCAGAUCAAAUGCCCCAGCCAGAAGAGGAGGGCAAACGAAACAGAGACCUGAAGCGAGAAUGCCUCUGCAGACCAUACACAUGACAUCGGAGAAUCAGAGAAGAGUGAAAGAACUUCUUCAGGAGCUUCAAGGGCAGGAGCUGGCUCCUGAAUCAGAAGUAGCUGGUUCUGGUGAAGAUGAUGAUGAACCUGAUUACCUUGAUGAUGAACAGUGCUGGUCAACAGAUCAGGAAGUAUCUGACGUAAUACCAAGGUUGUUGGCUGAGCCAGCUGAGCACAGAAUUGUGGAAAGUGAAGUGUCUUCAUUUGCUGUGCACAAACUCUCCAGGUAUGGUUUUGACAGUGAGCGUUGUAGGACAGUACUGAGAUCCUGCAAUGGUAAUAUUGGGGCAUCAUUGGAGUAUUUGCUAUUGCAGUGCUUUACAGAAAGAUAUGGAGAGAAGAUGCAGGUUUCUGCAACAGCGGCUGAAGCCAGACAAGAAGAAUGUUUAGAACAGAGACAAGAAGAGGCUUUUGCCCUCCGGUCAAUAUAUGGAGAAAAAUUUGUAGAAAGAAUUCAAAAUCGUGUUUGGACUUUUAGUUUGGAAUUGGAGUACCUAGCAAGUAGGCACAGCAAAUCUAAACAAAAGGGAGGUUGUACUAGGGAGACAGCAAAGCAGACUUCAAAGGAAAUAUGUAAAUUUUAUCUCCAAGGAGGCUGCAGGUUUGGUUCAAAAUGCAGAUUUGGACAUGAAUUCCCUCCAAACCACCCACUAAAAUCAGCCAGGAACUUUGUAGGUGAUGCUCAUCUCAGACCUAACGGUGAUGGUCCCAUAUAUGAACUUGAAGUAAGAUUUCCUGAAGAAAACAAGUAUCCACUUCAAGCACCUCUUGUGGCACUUUAUUCCACUGAUGAGAAUCUGCCUCUUGCCUGUCGUUUACACAUUGCUGAAUUCCUCUUUGGAAAGGCCUUAAUGGCUGCAGAGUCUAAUGAACCAGUGGUGUACACCUUAGUGACUUGCUUGGAAGAUGAAUCUGAAAUAAGCGAGUUACUUAAAAAUACUCACCACAAGUAUAGUGUUCCUCCUGUGUCCCUGCUGGCCACACCUUUGGUAAAGCUCCAGACAGAGAGUACAUCUGGUUCAAAUCAACUGUCCGAAGCCUCAACAGUUUCAGAGCCUCAGGAAGAAGAGGAGGAGGAAGAUGAGCCUGAACAAGUUGUUGUGGAGAAUGAGAGUUACGUGAACCUCAAGAAAAAGCUUUCCAAAAAGUAUGAUGUGCAGGCAAAGUCUCUGUAUAAUGAAAAUGUUAAAAUCUGCACGCAAUUUCGGCUGAAAAAGUCUUCUAGGCACUUCCAGUCCAUGUUGUAUGAAAGACAGAAGCUCCCGGCAUGGCAAGAGAGAGAAACCAUUCUUGAUUUGCUGAAGAGCCACCAAGUUCUUGUUGUGAGCGGCAUGACGGGAUGUGGGAAAACCACUCAGAUUCCUCAGUUUAUUUUGGAUGCUUCACUGCAAGGAUCUCCAAGCAGAGUUGCAAACAUCAUCUGCACUCAGCCUCGCAGGAUCUCUGCCAUUUCUGUGGCUGAACGUGUAGCCAAAGAAAGAACAGAAAGGAUUGGACUCACUGUUGGAUAUCAGAUCCGUCUAGAAAGUGUAAAGUCCUCAGCUACCAGACUCUUGUACUGCACUACUGGUGUGCUAUUGAGAAGGCUGGAAGGAGAUCUGACUUUGCAGGGAAUCACACAUGUUAUUGUUGAUGAAGUUCACGAAAGAACAGAAGAAAGUGACUUCUUGCUGCUGGUUUUGAAGGAUAUAAUGGUUCAGAGGCCAGACCUGCGCAUUAUACUAAUGAGUGCCACCUUGAAUGCAGAGCUUUUUUCUCAAUACUUUCACUCCUGUCCAAUUAUUAACAUACCAGGUCGAACAUUUCCUGUGGAUCAGUUUUUCCUGGAAGAUGUGAUUGCAAUGACAAGGUAUGUUUUAGAGGACAGUAGUCCCUACAGGCGCAAGACAAAGCAAGAAAGCAAACAGAAUGAAAGACACAAAAGAACUGCAUUUGAAGAAGUAGAGGAGGACCUGAGACGUGCUGGCAUUCUGGAAGGCACUGACACAGUUGUCAGAGAUUCAGAUCCAGACCAAAAAUUAACCCUGAAGCAGCUCCUUACACGGUAUAAAGGGGUUAACAAGACAGUGUUGAAAACACUGUCUGUCAUGGACUUGGACAAAGUUAAUCUGGAAUUAAUUGAAGCCUUGCUGGAGUGGAUAGUUGCUGGCAGACAUUCAUACCCCCUAGGGGCUGUGUUGAUAUUUUUGCCUGGUCUAGCAGAAAUCAAGAUGCUUUAUGAGCAGCUCCAGUCUAAUGCUCUUUUUAAUAACAGGCACAGCAAGAGGUGUGUUGUUUAUCCACUUCAUUCUUCGCUGUCUAGUGAAGAACAGCAGUCUGUGUUCCUCAGGCCUCCUGCAGGAGUUAUCAAAAUCAUCAUCUCUACAAACAUUGCAGAAACAUCUGUCACCAUUGAUGAUGUGGUCUAUGUGAUUGAUUCUGGAAAAAUGAAAGAGAAAAGAUACGACCCAAGCAAAGGAAUGGAAAGUCUGGAAGACACAUUUGUGUCCAAGGCGAACGCUCUGCAAAGGAAAGGGCGAGCAGGCCGUGUAGCCUCAGGCGUCUGCUUUCAUCUUUUCAGUAGCCAUCACUAUAACCAUCAGCUUAUAAAACAGCAGUUACCAGAAAUACAAAGAGUGCCCUUGGAGCAGCUUUGCCUAAGAAUUAAGAUUCUGGAGAUGUUUUCUGCACAGAGUCUUCACUCUGUCUUCUCACGACUAAUUGAGCCCCCUAGAACUGAGUCUUUGCGAGCAUCAAAGCUGCGACUGCAAGACUUGGGAGCAUUAACUCCAGAUGAAAAGCUCACCCCUCUGGGAUAUCACUUGGCUUCUCUCCCUGUUGAUGUCAGGAUUGGCAAGCUAAUGCUGUUUGGCACCAUCUUCCGCUGCCUGGAUCCUGCACUAACUAUAGCAGCCAGUCUGGCCUUUAAGUCGCCUUUUGUGUCACCAUGGGAUAAAAGGGAAGAAGCGAAUAAAAAGAAGUUGGAGUUUGCGGUAGGAAACAGUGACUACCUGGCUCUUCUCCAGGCCUAUAAGGGAUGGCGUUUAAGUAUCAAAGAGGGCUCUCAGGCAAGCUACAACUACUGCAGGGAGAACUUUUUGUCAGGAAGAGUUCUUCAGGAAAUUGCCAGUCUGAAACGGCAAUUCACAGAACUGCUUUCUGAUAUUGGGUUUGUGAAGGAGGGAUUAAGAGCAAGGGACAUUGAGAAGAAGUGGUCCCAAGGAGGCGAUGGCGUGUUGGAUGCCACAGGAGAAGAGGCAAAUUCAAACGCAGAGAACAUCAAGCUGAUCUCAGCUAUGUUGUGUGCUGCGCUGUAUCCCAAUGUUGUCCAGGUGAAAAAGCCAGAAGGCAAAUACCAGAAGACCAGUACAGGAGUGGUCAAAAUGCAACCAAAAGCAGAAGAGCUGAAGUUUGUUACCAAAAAUGAUGGUUAUGUUCACAUUCACCCUUCAUCUGUGAAUUAUCAGACUAGACACUUUGAGAGCCCCUACCUGGUGUAUCACGAGAAAAUCAAGACCAGCCGCGUGUUCAUUCGAGACUGCAGUAUGGUGUCAGUGUACCCGCUGGUCCUGCUUGGAGGCGGGCAGGUUCACAUGCAGCUGCAGAAGGGAGAAUUUGUCAUUUCUCUUGAUGAUGGAUGGAUACGGUUUGUGGCUGCCUCUCACCAGGUGGCUGAGCUGGUGAAAGAGCUGCGCUGUGAGCUAGACCAGCUGCUGCAGGAUAAAAUCAAGAAUCCCAGCAUGGAUUUAUGCAUGUGCCCUCGUGGAUCUCGGAUCAUCGGUAUGAUUGUAAAGCUUGUGACCACGCAGUAACAUGAGAACAGCUUUCUAUAAAGACUCACUGUUUGCUACUGCCUGAGAACAGACCAAGUAACAUCAGUGUCUUGACGUAUUUGUUCUCCCAAAACAGGGUGCUGAUCUCUGGAAGACCAAGUUGGCAACUGUACUAUUGACAGGUUUUGGGGUGUUUUGGGUUUUUUUUGCCUUUGUUUGCAGAGAACUUGCUUGUUUAAAGUAAGGUGGCUUACAGUACACUCUGGGAAAUGGGGAAAAUGGCAAAUCUCCCAGGAGGAAUAGAAAUCUCCAAGAAAGAAAGUAAAGUGUUUUUUUCAUGAGGCUAUACACUGGCAAUACUGUUUUCUGGUCACAAAAAUACCUGCUACCUAGCUGCUCCUUCUAGUAUUCAUGUCUGGAGGCAGCAUGUGACAUCAUAAGCUGCUCCCAAACUGGUUUAAACUGACUUCUGCAUUUUGGCCAAGACUUUACUGAGGUAGUCAGUCUUGGCUGACCAGGGAUCGAUUUAAUAAAAAGGUGAGCACCUUUUGAUUCAUGUCAGAGGGUUCUGAAAUGGAUUUAGAGAGCAUCCUCUGGCAAGGAGACUGUACCGGAUCAGUUGGGAGUAAGGUGUUGGAUCAGUGCAGCUGUUCUGGUUACAGUGUAAAACUGCAGGAGAGUGUGGACGUUUCCCCUGAAAGCUAGGCUUUUCUGGCCCUCCCCUGCACUAUGAAAAAGUAAAACAGAUAAGACUGCUGUAGUGCAUUAAAAAUGGAUCCUUCGUCCAGCCACCCUGCACAGCUGGCAGAAAGCCCCACUUUGGCUGAAAGUUUACAAAACUCCUGCUCUGGGGAGUGGACUGCUACAGAAGAGUGUGGCAAAAUGCUGCAGUAAUGAUGAACUAUUACUUCUUCCCUUCAACAUUGCUUGAUUGCAGUGCUGAGCAUUGCUACAGCUGAGCUGCUUGACGUACUAGCAACUGCAAAUAAUAGCAAAAGUGCCUUAAGUGAAAUAACUUUGCUGUCAUCUGUAACAGUAAAACCAGAGUAAACGCUGUCUCUACAACCAGCCCUGCCUAGAAAUAGCCUUCAGGCUGAGGAAUCAUGAGCAGAGGGAGGCACAUCAUUUGGGGACUAGUUUGAUUUUUCAAAAAACAUGCUUGGAUGUUUGUAGAAGCAGUUUCACAGCAAAACACCCUUGCGUGAGGAAGCAGACGGGGGUAUCAAGACCAACAUACCCAUGCAGUAGAAUGGUCUCUGCAGGCAUGUUGAACUGCAGCAGGCUAAACUGUUCCCACAGCUUGGUGUUGGUCAAGAGUAACAUCCUACUCCUGGAACUGUGCACCUGGACAUGUGGGGGGGUGAAGAGCUGUUAAGGCCUAGGAAUCCUGGGGUAGGGGUGUUAAAGCAGUGCAGAGGCAGAGAGCAUGUGUUGUCAGCCGUUAGCUCUGUUUCUUUGUUAGCUACAGCGUUGCUCUGUGUGUGCCUGGCAGCCCUGCCAGUAAGGGUAGGCAAAUACUGUUUCUGUUCAGGUUGGCUGUAGAGUAAAACAGGAACAGAUUCCAUUUUUCACCUCAGACUUCCCUUCACUUUCAAAGUGGUAGCCUCUUCAAUAAACAAUUUCUUGACCAGCAGACAGUGCUGUGUUUUGGACAGAAACUAGUGCCCAAGCAAGGUCUGUGUGACUCUGCCUGCAAGUACAUGCUAAAUUCCACCUGAGCUACCCUAAACUGAGGGCAAGGACAGCUGAUGAUGUAGCAGGGCAUAAUUAGCAGCAUCCAUCUGCCCUGCUGGAGGGAGGACUGGUGAAACAUCCUAGUGCCUUGCCUUGGUGGUGGAGUGGGCAAGUCUGGGAAGGGAACAAGGCACAAAUCAAUAGCCACAAUCAAAAGGUAGCAGUGGCUGCUGAACUGUGAGCACACCCCUCACAUCUCACUGCCUGCGGCUGCAGGAGGUUUCUAUGCAAUAGUGCCCCAUCCACUGCCAAAAGAGGCUAACUGCCCAGGAAUUGCAUAGGCACUAACCUGGCUUCACGGACUGGGCACAGUGGUUUUAACACUGGCUUCCUUCAGCAGUUGUGUUCAGCCCCUGAAACCAGUGCCACUCCAUGUAACAGCUCCAGUUCCCCUUAAGAGUAAAGGCCUGAAAUACUACAAAAUGACUGAGGCAGAAGCCAGUUCAACCCCCAGGCACACAGCAAAGGCAGAGCUGGAACCUCGCUGCUGUGCUCCCCAGUAGCACACUGUAAGCCCUCCACGGUACAGCUGGAACUGCCUUUGAGCCAGCAGUCCCUGACACAAGGAUGCGACCCACACUAAAUACAGAUUACAAGCACCAAACACAGCAGCAGUGCUACUUAUUAAGGACCAUCAGCCU